AUGAGCUUUGCUUAUUUACAAAAUAAUUUUCACAAUGGGCAAUUAAAGAAAAAUUCUUUAAAUAUAUUUGUUAGCAUUAUUUUUUUAAAAAGAAACAAACAUGAUUUUAUAUAUAAUAAGAGUUACAAUAAUAGAAUAUGUAAAGAAUUAAAAAAUAGUAAUUUUUCAUCUUUAGUGUUUUUUCGCAAUUUUUCUUUAUUUACAAAUCUUAUAAAUAAUAAAUGUCCAGAGAGAAAUGAUUCUAAAAUAACAGAAAAUUGCUUCAAUUAUGUUGAGUAUUUAAAUAGAAAUGAAAAGAAGUGUGAUGAAAAUAAAGAAGAAACAAGUUACGAAUCUUUAGAAAAUGAAAAUAACUCAAUAAAUGAAAAAAACAUGCUUAAUAAAAAUAGUGUGUUUAGUGAAAAAAUAUUAGAAGCAAAUGGUGAAUGCUACGCUACCAAUUCCUACAUAAAUUUUAUAAUAGAAAAAUGUAAAAAUAAUACGAGAAAUGAUGUAGAUAUUUAUGAAGAUACAUGGUAUGUUAAAUUAAUAUAUGAAUUAUUGAAUUCUACAAAAACUAUUUUUGAUUGUUCAUGGAUGACUUCUAUCAUAGCCACAACCAUUCUUAUGAGAAUAAUUAUUUUACCGUUAACAGUAUCGGCAGAAAGAGAUAGAAGAAAACAAAAAAUUCUAAAUCCUUUAAUAAAGGAUUUAACAAAUAAAUUAAAAAUAAAUGCUCAAGAAGGAAAUGUAAAAAAAGCAUUGGAGUAUAAAAAAAGAAUUUUUAAUAUAAGAAAUACUCAUGGAAUUUCUUUAAUACCAAAAUCAAUUAUAUUGAUGACUUUUUUUCAAACUCCAUUAUUUUGUGUUUUUUAUUUUUCUAUGAAAAAAAUUUCUUCUUAUCCUGAUAUAUUUAAAGAUUUUACUUUUGAAUCUCCCCUAUGGCUAGAUAGCUUAUCUUUACCAGAUCCCUAUUAUAUCUUACCAUUUUUAUCUUCAUUAUUAUUAUUAUCAAAUCAUGAAUUAACCUCAUUAAUUGAUAAAAACAUAAAUAAUAAUAAGCAAAGUGAACUUCAUUUAGAAGAAAGUGAAUUUCAAAAAAAUAUUAGAAAGGCUACAAAGAUAGGCAUGAGAUUAUUUUAUAUUUCUUCAGUGUUCUUUUUUAAAUCUAUGCCUUCAGGAUUAUUUAUUUAUUUUAUUACUAAUACUUUCUUUCAAUUAUUUAUUACUCAAAUAUGUAAAGCUAAAGUUGUAGAGAGAUUUCUAGAUUUACCACCGUUGCAUUCUAAAGGUUUCUCUUUUGAUAAUAAUGAUAAUCAAAUUAGUUUAAAAAAAAAGAAUAUACAUAUGGAUGAUUUUCUUAAAAAUAAAACAAAAUAA
Messenger RNA from Plasmodium relictum, 1359 nucleotides. It is a transcript of the gene OXA1, whose product is annotated as mitochondrial inner membrane protein OXA1, putative. The record is from RefSeq and is a predicted model, not a curated record. Gene Ontology annotation, biological process: protein insertion into membrane. Gene Ontology annotation, cellular component: membrane. The transcript has a single exon. The coding region runs from base 1 to 1359 and encodes 452 amino acids. NCBI's taxonomy places the organism in Eukaryota, Apicomplexa, Aconoidasida, Haemosporida, Plasmodiidae. Gene Ontology annotation, molecular function: membrane insertase activity.